Molecule: messenger RNA, 5275 nt
Organism: Herpailurus yagouaroundi (jaguarundi)
Lineage: Eukaryota; Metazoa; Chordata; Mammalia; Carnivora; Felidae
Gene: PRKAR2A
Product: protein kinase cAMP-dependent type II regulatory subunit alpha
Exons: 11
Coding region: 274-1479 (401 amino acids)
Biological process (GO): negative regulation of cAMP-dependent protein kinase activity
Cellular component (GO): cAMP-dependent protein kinase complex; cytosol
Molecular function (GO): cAMP-dependent protein kinase inhibitor activity; cAMP binding; protein kinase A catalytic subunit binding
Source: RefSeq, a predicted model, not a curated record
UCCUGCCCCGCCCGUCCCGCCUGCCCGCCUGUCGGUCCCCGAGGCGGCGGCGGCUGCCCAGUGACAGCGGCGGCGGCGCCAGGCCAGCCGUAGUAGCGUAGGGUCGUGCGGCCUGGAGACGCACACCCGGCAGAAGGGCGGCGCGAGGAAGGCCGGAGCCGGGUCGCGCGGGAGGAGACCUUGCGGGCACCAGGCGAGAGGCCGGCGUGAGGGAGCGCGGAGCUAGUGGCCGCCGGCGGCCCGGACCCGCCUGUCCUCGCGGCCGCCGCCGGCAUGAGCCACAUCCAGAUCCCGCCGGGGCUCACGGAGCUGCUGCAGGGCUACACGGUGGAGGUGCUGCGGCAGCAGCCGCCCGACCUCGUCGACUUCGCGGUGGACUACUUCACCCGCCUGCGCGAGGCCCGCUUGCAAGCCGCCAGCCCGCCCGCUGCCCCUCCUUCCGGCUCCCAGGCUCUAGAGCCCGGCCCUGGCCUGGUCACCGACGCGAAGGCGGAGAGCGAGUCGGAGGACGACGAGGACUUGGAUGUCCCAAUUCCUGGCAGAUUUGAUCGGCGAGUAUCAGUCUGUGCUGAGACCUAUAACCCUGAUGAGGAAGAGGAAGAUACUGAUCCAAGGGUGAUUCAUCCUAAAACUGAUCAACAGAGAUGCAGACUUCAGGAAGCUUGCAAAGAUAUUCUCCUUUUCAAAAAUCUUGAUCAGGAACAACUUUCUCAAGUCCUUGAUGCCAUGUUUGAAAGGACAGUCAAAGUUGAUGAGCAUGUCAUUGACCAAGGAGAUGAUGGAGACAACUUUUAUGUCAUAGAACGGGGAACCUAUGAUAUUUUAGUAACAAAAGAUAAUCAAACUCGCUCAGUUGGUCAGUAUGACAACCGUGGCAGUUUUGGAGAACUUGCUCUGAUGUACAACACCCCGAGAGCUGCUACCAUCGUUGCCACUUCAGAAGGCUCCCUUUGGGGACUGGACCGUGUGACUUUUAGAAGAAUCAUAGUGAAAAACAAUGCAAAAAAGAGAAGGAUGUUUGAAUCAUUUAUUGAAUCUGUGCCCCUCCUUAAAUCACUAGAGGUGUCAGAACGAAUGAAAAUUGUGGAUGUAAUAGGAGAGAAGGUCUAUAAGGACGGAGAGCGCAUAAUCACACAGGGUGAAAAGGCUGAUAGCUUCUAUAUUAUAGAGUCCGGCGAGGUGAGCAUCCUGAUCAGAAGCAAGACUAAAGCAAACAAGGAUGGUGGGAACCAGGAGGUUGAGAUUGCCCGUUGCCACAAGGGGCAGUACUUUGGAGAGCUUGCACUGGUCACCAACAAACCCAGAGCUGCUUCAGCUUAUGCAGUGGGAGACGUCAAAUGCUUAGUUAUGGACGUGCAAGCAUUUGAGAGGCUUCUGGGGCCGUGUAUGGACAUCAUGAAGAGAAACAUCUCACACUACGAGGAACAACUGGUGAAGAUGUUUGGCUCCAGCAUGGAUUUGAUCGAUCCCGGGCAGUAGGUGUGCCACACCACAGAGCCUUCUCAGUGUGACACCAAAACCUUCUGGUCAGCCACAGAACACACACAGAAGACAGACACAACAGAACUGUUCCUGCUGUUGCCACCGCCACUGCCAUUGCUAUGGCCGUGGGCAUUUAGAAAACUUGAAAGUCAGCACUAAAAGAUGGGCAGAGGUUCGACCCAUACCUCCUUCCACUUUGCUUCUGAAAGCCCAUUAUUAGACCACUUGUAAUGAUUAUUCCAACCCAGUUGUCACACCUUUGGUUCAAAACGGCAUGUCUCUCCAACAAUUUAAGUGCCUGAUACAAAGUCCAAAGUGUAAUCAUCUUCCUUUCCUCUCUGGCUGCUACUGUUGCUGUUGGAAGUCACCACAGGUCUGCACAAACCUGUGUAUAACUGUAGACACCCACCCCCGACCUUUCUCAAGGGAGGAAAUGUUGUAGCCCUCGAUCUUCUCCUUUGUCCUUUGAGAAAGUCCACACAUUUGUUCACAAUUGUAGACUUUGGUUUUACAGUAAAAAAUGGCAGCUGGUAGGACCGAGGUCUGUGGUCCUGUGGCAUUGUACUGUCUGCUGACAGCUAUACCUGUGACAGCUGUCUCCAAACUCACAGUGCUGUUUAGGAAAGGGCCCUGCCCAGGGCCCAGCAGGUCAGUGCACCAGAGCACACCGAUUGGUCAUGAGGACCUGUGUUAGAGCAGAAAAUUUGGGUUCAGCACAUUCUUCACGUAGCAGAGAGCCAGGGAAGGUUUUCUGGGUUGGGGUGUUUUGUUCUGUUUUAGUAGGUUUUGUUUUGUUUUAUUUAUCUCUGUGCAGUUUGCAUGAGUGAAUCACUAUGCAUUUCUAAGGAGCCAGGGUCUGGACGUGCCAUCACUUUAUCUGACCCAAAUACUUCCCUGGGCGACUCCUGCCAUCUUGUUCCCAGUUGUCCCUACCAGCUAAUGGCGGUGUGCCAGCAAGAGGUUGUACUACUAAAAAGAGAGCCCUUUCCUUCUACUCCGGUGUUAUCACAUAGCUUUGCUGUUGAACUAUCAAUUUUAAACUCUUUAAAGAAGAAGCAGCUAUUUUUUUUGUUGAAAUAAAAAAAAAUUAUUUCUGUGUUUAGGGAAUUCUUAUUAGACCUAUUCGCGUGUAUCAGUUUGUCAGCUGACUCAGGCAUUCAUCCUGAAGAUCAACGCUUUGUUUUUAAAAAUCAGAAUUACUCACAAUUUCAUAGAAUUACUGUAAAAACCUUUCUAAUUAAGGUGUUGGGAUAUUUGGGGUUCCAAUUAUUAACCCCAGAGGAAAGUAAUUUAGCUUAUUUUAAAACUUUUUUAGCCUUUUAAUUCUAUCAGGUAGAAUGCUGAUGAAUUAUCCUAAUUAAAUAUAUUUCAGAAUGGAUUUUUUUUUUCCUUCACAAUGACUUAGAAUCAAGAAACUACAAGAGAUCCUAAGAGUAGUGUGAAGGCUGCAUAGAGAUAAUUUGAAUGUUGUAGCCAAGUUUAUAUUAAAUCAAGAGGCCCUUCCCAAUAUGAUUUAUUUUUUAAAUUUGUGUCACUCAAUAGAUCCCUAAGAGAUCACAUGCUGGGGCUUGAGUUAUUCCUGUUAUAGAUAGUGAUGGAGCCCACAUGUCACUUCCAUUGUCCACAUAAGCCAGGCUCUCUGCUUUUGCCAUGGACAGUGUGGUGGAGAGAUUUCCGGAAGGGUGACCUACCACAACUUUGGUCAAUUCUCCCUUUUUCUUGCAUUCUGUGAUGUGAAAGCAUAAGGACUCUUUUCACACUGCCCUAGGUAGCCUGCAUCGCAGGUCUCAGAAUCGUGAGAGGUUGUAACUAAUACCCCAAAACAGGCAGCUAGCACUGGGAAAGCCCGUGUGGUUUUUCCCACGAUUUUCCAAGGUUGUUCUUCUCCAGGGUGUUGCUUUAUUAUCAAGUAAGUUAGGAAAGCAGAUCUUGCACUUUAGCAGACAGGAAUCACCCCUGUUUAUUGCAAAAGUGGCAGGUACAUUGAGCUUUAGGAGCGUCACAGAGGUCUGGCCCCAACUAUGUGAGGACACUGUUUAACUACUGAGCAGAUGCCCUCUUUGUACCCCCCAUGCCAGCUUUAGUUAGGGCUGGCUGUGAGCUUAGUGCCAGAGUCACUCCUGCAGGCUGCUAGGCAUGGGCCUUUUCAGCCUGCCUCCUUGCACAUCCCAGUUCAGUCUUCCUCUUCACAGAAGCCUCUUUGAUACCCCCAACUCACUGAUGGUUGCUGUUUUACAGAGUAAAAUCCAUCAGUCUUAAGUCCUCCUGCUCUAACUACAGAUUGAUAUAUAGAUCAUGAGUCCAAACCCUCACUGCAUACAGGGCCCUUUGGGGGUUUGGCUUGAGGAAGACCUUAAAAGGACCAGGGUGAGUGAAAUAGGAUACAACCAUUACCAAGGUGCCAGGAGUCUGACAGUGUCCCAGUUCUCUUUGCAGCAUGGAGAUUCAAAGGUGGCAGACCAAGCUCAGCUGAGGGCUCCAGUGUCCACAUUAUGUCAGGCAAGCCCUGAACUGUUGGGUGAGCCUCAAGGGGAGGAGCAUAUUAGGAAGAGAUCCCUGUGUUAAUUGUUUUAUAUUGUUCUCUUCCAUGGGUUAGAGCUUCAUGCCCUCUUUCCUGGAUUUUAGCUAUUGUUUGGGAUGGUAAAGAAUAUUCCUGAGAGCCUUGAGGUCCAACCUACAGUAUUAUCCUUCCUUCUGGCCUCAGUUUAUCAUACCCACUCUCUUCUUUUGGCUGUAUUCCCUGAAGAAAGGGUUGACGUGGGCUAUCCUCUUAGUUGAUAGUCUUUAUAUAUAAGUGCUAGAGAUUCUCAAGUGAGAGUGCAGUUUUUCUUUGAGCAGUUUAAUGAGUGAAUUCAGCAGCAAAGUGACAAGAAAUGGCUCUGUAGCCAGGAGGGGUCAUGUUCAUCCUCUUAUUGCCCAGAUUCUCUGCUCACAAUGGUAGUCAGUGAGAAGUGCCACUGGUGCCCAGCAGCACCCUGGGCACACAAAAUUUCCAUGUCAUGUCGCAGUGUAGAAACAAUCUUAUCUCAUUUCAAAAAAGUGAAAGCAUUUUUGCACAGAGAAGAAGGGAAAAGACCCAUGAACGUCAUCUUUUAAUUUUUGUUUUCAGUGGGCUAAUGUUGAAAUUUUUGUUCUUGACACGUUCUUGUAAACCAUUCUUGACAAGAUACAAGUUGUUUGGUUUUUCACUACAAUUACCUCUUGUUCCUCCUGUCUUGACUGCUGACGUUCCUCAAUGAUUCUAAUGUCUAUUUUAUGGGAAGCAGCCUUCCCCUGUGGGUUUCCUUUUACACACUGCAGGGCUAUCUUUAUACGUAAAAAAAAAAAAAAAAGAAAAAGAAAAAGAAAAAAAGAAAACUGUCACUAACCUCAUGGGGGAUUUGCAGAAAACCAUUUAGCCCACCUUGAGCAAAAGGUAGAUUCCUCAUUGUUUUCUUAAGCUCAUUGUAAUAAAAGAAAUCUAAUUCAGCAUUAUUGUGCUACCUCAAAGGUAAAAUGUUUUAAGGUCUUUUUUUUGGUCCUGAGUUCUACACAUAGUGUUUGACAUGUCUGUCAAUUGGAAUUGUUUUUAAAUCAUUGGGGACAAUCUUAUUUUAACUGUUUUACACUUACAUUUUAAUCUCAGAAGAAUGAGUGAUUAGAAAGUGAUCAAUUCUUGCUCUGUAGUAUUGAACAUAUAAUUAAAUCAUUGUUUGCCAUAAACAAGGUUGGGUUUUUUUAAAAGGAAACUCUAGGGCUCGGCUUUGCUCUUGGUUAAUAAAGGCUGACAAAUCAUGUCUGACUUUCUGGUGCA